AACUAACUUACCGUUUCUCACUCACUUGCAGCUUUAGUUGAUGAUAGACUGCUAAAACACCCUUUUACACCCACAUUUGGUUAAUUCUCCCUUGGUCUUUAACGAUGGCGACUAGUAUGCGGGGACUGACUCAGUUUAUCGCUGACAUCCGAGGAGCACGAGUCCGUGAACUCGAGGAGAAGCGGAUUAAUAAGGAAAUGGCUAACAUCAGGAAGAAAUUCAAAGAUGGAAAUUUGGAUGGGUAUCAAAAGAAGAAAUAUGUUGCAAAGAUUAUCUUCACCUAUAUUCUGGGUUACAAAGUCGACAUCGGACAUAUGGAAGCCGUCAACCUCAUAUCAAGUCCGAAGUACAGUGAAAAACAGAUAGGAUACUUAGCGGUUACAUUGCUCAUGCACGAAAAUUCCGAUUUCUUGAGACUCGUUGUCAACUCCAUACGGAAGGACUUACAUGGGAACAAUGAAGUAGACAAUUGUCUGGCAUUACACUCGAUUGCGAAUGUUGGAGGAAGUGAGAUGGCAGAAGCAUUGGCCGAAGAUGUCCAUCGUUUGCUUAUUUCGCCGACAUCCCAGAGCUUCGUCAAGAAGAAAGCUGCGCUGACAUUAUUGAGAUUAUACCGCAAACACCCCGAUGUCAUACCAGCCGCAGAAUGGGCGUUGAGGAUAGUUUCCAUUAUGGAUGACGAAGAUCUGGGCGUUGUUAUCUCCGUCACGAGCUUAGUUAUGGCACUGGCUCAAGAUCACCUCGAUGCUUUUGCUGUCUGUUACACCAAAGCUGUUGAUCGACUACAUCGUCUUGUUAUAGAGCAUGAAUACCUCGCUACGUAUGCAUAUUACAAAGUCCCAUCACCUUGGUUGCAAGUGAAGUUACUACGACUGCUUCAAUAUUACCCUCCAUCUGAUGAUCCCGCGAUUCGAUCUGUACUGCACCAAGUCUUACAGACGGUCAUGAACAAUUGCGCGGAGCCCUCGAGGAACGUCCAACAUAAUAACGCGCAGCAUGCAGUCUUGUUUGAGGCCAUCGGACUUGCCAUACACCUCGACACAAACUCGCCCCUUGUUGGCACCGCCGCAGUUUUACUCGCUCGAUUUAUCUCCUCCAAGGAGACUAACGUCAGAUACUUGGGACUCGACACCAUGGCUCACUUGGCAGCCCGUGCCGAAUCCUUAGAACCCAUAAAGAAGCACCAGAAUACCAUCAUGUUGUCCCUUCGAGACAAGGACAUAUCAGUUCGGCGCCGUGCCCUGGAUCUUCUCUAUAGCAUGUGUGACGUUGACAAUUCAGAGAUGAUCGUCGGGGAACUACUGAGAUAUCUCAAAGUUGCAGACUACGCUCUUCGAGAGGAGAUGGUGUUGAAGAUAGCAAUUUUGACCGAGAAAUACGCUACCUCGUACAAGUGGUACGUCGACACCAUAUUACAAUUGAUCAGCGCUGCUGGUGACCACGUCGGAGAGGAAGUUUGGUAUCGUGUCGUGCAGAUCGUUACAAAUACAGACGAUCUUCAGGAGUAUGCUGCCAAAGUCGUCUUUGAGCACUUAAAGGCACCUGUAGCUCAUGAGAGUUUAGUGAAAGUCGGCGGUUACAUCCUUGGCGAAUACGGCCACCUCAUUGCAAAUGAACACGGUUAUAGCCCCAUGGAACAAUUUCAGGUUCUACACUCCAAAUCACAAUUUUGUGUGGCGGCGACACGCUCGUUACUUUUAUCGACUUACAUCAAAUGGGUCAACGUCUUUCCGGAAAUUAAGCCCCAGCUUGUCACCAUAUUCGAACGGUACCGGCAUGUACUUGACGCCGAUCUCCAGCAGCGUGCUUGCGAGUUCCAUGCGCUUACGUCAAGACCGGAAGACGAUGAAAUCCUGCAGAAUAUUUGCGAGGAGAUGCCUCCUUUCCCACCCAGAGUCAGCGCGUUGCUCGGACGCCUAAAGAGGAAGGACGGUGACACGGAAGAUAAACGAACCUGGAUUCAUGGGGGCAAGGAAGCUAAUCUGGAGAGGGGUUUGACGGAACGGAAGGGCACGACAGAAGCCAAUGGGUCUGCGAUGUCCUCACCGUCUGCUGCCCCAACGGAUACGAGCAUCCUAGGCUCGUUAGCAGGAUUAGACCUAUCCUUGAGAUCCGGAUCUCAUCACGAUCUAUCCGCUGGAGCUCCUCCCAUUGUCGCUGGUCCCAACGUCGAACGUUGGUUUGACAAACUGACCUUUACUACAGACGGCAUCCUUUACGAGGAUGCACAAAUACAAAUCGGUGUCAAGUCUCGCUAUCAAGGACACAUAGGACAACUCGCUAUAUACCUGGGCAACAAAACCCCAACCCCUUUGACAUCAUUCACCACAAAAGUGAACGUAAGUGACCCGGAAGCACUUUCCGUGACUUUUGCGAAAAUCCCGCCGAAUACCAUACCCACUCGUGCUCAAGUUCAGCAGUUGCUACACGUGGAAUGUAAAAAGUCGUUCACCACGCCCCCUGUGCUCACGCUAUCGUAUUUAGCCGGCUCACAUCAGGCACUUUCCCUCCGACUACCCAUUGUACUUACAAAAUUCCUUGAGCAUGUCAAGUUGGGACAAGCCGACUUCUUCGAGAGAUGGCGGUUGAUCGGUGGACCACCUCGUGAAUCCCAGGCCGUUUUUCCUGUCGACCUCAACAAAGCAGGCCAGUUGGACCUUAUGAAACAUAAGGAAGUUGUUUCGGGUCAACGACUGAACCUGUUGCCUGAAAUUGAUCCCAACCCGAAUAAUGUUGUGGCUGCUGCUGUCUUGCACAUGUCGGUUGAAGGCAAAGUAGGCUGUCUUCUCAGAAUGGAGCCUAACAAAGACGCUAAGCUCUGCAGAAUAACCGUGCGCAGCACGUCGGAGGAUGUUGCAAAGGAAGUUCGUCAGCUGAUACAAAAGCCAUUGAUAGGGGCGCGGGGUGUUGAAUCCUGAUGCUUCGAAAUUGGAUUGUUGUAUAUCACAUAGAACACUAGAGACACGCUUCAGGCUCAACUCUAGGCUUGUGAGUCGUUUCAGCUUACUGUUACAAAAUUUCGGAGUGCUCUGUGCGAAGUAUUGCCCAAAUGAAGGAGGAUCCCGAACACAACGAUAGUUGUAAACCAUCCGCCAUUUGUUUGCCCU
Messenger RNA from Marasmius oreades (fairy-ring Marasmius), 3107 nucleotides. RefSeq lists its product as uncharacterized. Bases 105 to 2918 code for a protein of 937 amino acids. Gene Ontology annotation, molecular function: clathrin-cargo adaptor activity. Gene Ontology annotation, biological process: clathrin-dependent endocytosis; intracellular protein transport. The record is from RefSeq and is a predicted model, not a curated record. The transcript is spliced from 11 exons. NCBI's taxonomy places the organism in Eukaryota, Fungi, Basidiomycota, Agaricomycetes, Agaricales, Marasmiaceae. Gene Ontology annotation, cellular component: membrane coat; AP-2 adaptor complex.